AUGGGUCCGAACACAGUCGUAGACAACUUCUCUGACCUAGGAUCACGUGAUAUUUACUGGAAUCAUGACUGGGCCGUCGAUGCUAGAUAUCACUCCAAUAUUGAAGAUGUCAUUAACUUCGCUCAGCGCGUUCCCACUGCAGAACAAGGCAUUGGGAAUUUAAUUGACGAAAUUGUUGAUGACCAAACCUUAAAUAAAGGAACUGGAAAGUCGUACUUGAUUAAAAAAAUUCGUGCUCAACCUUAUAUAACAUGGCAAAAGACCAUGAUCAGCCUAACGUUUUUACUCGUACUCGCUCCAACAUGGGUUGCUGCGUUUAACAUCCAUAGUACCACCAUUUAUUCUGAACUCUCUAUCUCGACAUCAAAUAUGGGCCUCGACAUAGAUGGCGAGCGAUUAAAGCAGCUAUAA
Messenger RNA from Acaulospora colombiana, 411 nucleotides. The record is from the annotation of a GenBank genome assembly. Lineage: Eukaryota; Fungi; Glomeromycota; Glomeromycetes; Diversisporales; Acaulosporaceae.